AUCUGGAGAGUGCAGGAGUCUAAAGAAUGAGGCACGCACAAAGAGCAAGGGAUGGGGGAGAGGAGAGUCGCCGGGAAAGACACAGGAGCGGCUUGCUGCCUUGAGCUGUGCUUACCACUGAAAACACGGCUGCACACUAUUUCUGGCACUGUCUCGGUGCCAGGGCUGUUUAAAAUUGCUCUCUUCUGCCUCUCCCUCUCCCUCUCCCCCUUGUCUUAUAUACAUCGAUCAGGCUCCUCCUCUCCCUCGCAUCAACAUGAGGCAAGUUUCCACUUUGUGUUUUUAGUAGCAGCUUUGUACUCGCUCUGCCCAGCUGCAACGUGCCAGUCACACCCUCGGCACGGACGCAACCUUUUCAAGACAAGCCUUCCUUGGUGCUGGGUACCAGCUGGGACUCAAGCAUCCUUAAGUGAGCACCUUCAGCAGCCUUGGGAUCAGCCUUCACUCCAGCAAGAAGAACGACAUGCACCUUAACACAACUUCAUCGCUGUACCAGCUGGGAUACCUUAUGGGUCAGUUUCACUUGCAGCCUACCGGCUCAGCUCUGCCUACCUCCGGGAAUGUCUCCAAUAGUUCAGAGUCUGGGUCCCGGAUGCCCAACGAGGAGGAUCUGGACGUGAACACAGACAUCUACUCCAAAGUCAUGGUCACCAUCAUCUACUUGGUGCUCUUCUUGGUGGGGACCAUCGGCAACUCCAUCACUGCCUACACCUUGGUGCGGAAGAAGUCCUUGCAGAACCUUCAAAGCACUGUGCAUUAUCACCUGGCCAGCCUGGCAUUCUCCGACUUGCUCAUCUUCCUCCUCUGCAUGCCCAUCGAACUGUACAACUUCAUCUGGGUACAUCACCCUUGGGCUUUUGGCAAUGACAUCUGCAAGGGCUACUACUUCCUGAGGGAUGCCUGUACCUAUGCCACAGCUCUCAACAUUGCCAGCCUUAGCGUUGAAAGGUACAUGGCUAUUUGCCACCCUUUCAAAGCCAAGAGCAUCAUGUCCCGAAGCAGGACCAAAAAAUUCAUCAGCUGCAUUUGGGUGGCUUCGUUUCUGCUGGCUAUUCCGAUGAUUGUGACCAUGGGACAGGUGUACAAGGUACCCCAAGAUCCAGACUCGUUCAUCUGCACCCAGAUAGUGGAAGCUUCCACUCUGAAAGUUGUCAUCCAGGUCAAUGCUUUCAUCUCCUUUGUGUUCCCGAUGGUUAUCAUCUCCGUGCUGAACACCAUUAUCGCCAACCAGCUUAUCAUCAUGUUCAAGCAAGCCGCACAAGAAAACCAGGUGUGCACUAUUGGAGGGCAACAAACCAUGCUCAGCAUGUCUAUGGAACCAGGGCGCGUACAAGCCCUGAAGCACGGCGUUCGAGUCUUACGAGCUGUCGUGAUUGCCUUUGUGGUCUGCUGGCUUCCCUAUCAUGUACGGAGACUCAUGUACUGCUAUGUGCCAGAAGAUCAGUGGACAGACUUCCUUUAUGACUUCUAUCACUACUUCUACAUGCUGACAAACAUCCUCUUCUAUGUGAGUUCAGCCAUCAACCCGGUCCUCUACAACUUGGUGUCUGCCAACUUCCGCCAAACCUUCCUCUCGACACUCUUGUUCAUGUGCCUGCCAUGGAGAAAGAAGAAGAAGCGAACCAAGUUCAACCGGAAGUCCAACAGUAUCUCCAGCAACCAUACCUUUUCCAGCCAAGUCACCAGAGAAACCACAUAUUGAGGCCUGGGCAUGACCCAGGAAGGAAACAAGAAGUGUCUCAAUUCAUGACAGAAGUUGGAACUUGGGAAGAGGGCUGUCCUGCUUUUAAACAUGGCCUCCAAAUUCACCAUAGCAUGAAUGUGUUUAGCUGGUUGUCAUACAUUGGGACGAGUAGAUGUCUGUUCUACAAGGUUAACCUUGGGGUUAUGUUGUCGCAUUGGCUUCUGCCUAUUGUGCGUAAUGUCUCGAUAUUUGUAAUUUUGAUCCAGCAUAGACGUCACCUGUGAUGUCAUCCAGAAAGCUGUCAAUGUUGGCCAAGCUUGAGCGCUUCUUGUGCUGCGGUCCAUCCAUUUCUCACUUUAGAAGUGCCGUGGAAACACUGAAAAAUAAGGACUAAGACCAUUGCUUCUAGUGGUCUUGAAGAGAUAAAAUGAUAUGGGGGCUGGGUAUGUAUUGUGGUGGGGAGGGGGUCUUUUCUUUUUAGUGAAAUGGGGUGUUGCUUUUUUAGGGGGGAAGGGAAAGUUAUUCAUUAAGACUUUAAAGAAAGAGGAAUGUAAACUGUUCAAUAAAGAAGGGCAUGCAAUACUCAGGGAA
This is a messenger RNA of Anolis sagrei ordinatus, 2275 nucleotides long. It is a transcript of the gene NTSR1, whose product is annotated as neurotensin receptor 1. NCBI's taxonomy places the organism in Eukaryota, Metazoa, Chordata, Lepidosauria, Squamata, Anolidae. Gene Ontology annotation, biological process: neuropeptide signaling pathway. Gene Ontology annotation, cellular component: plasma membrane. The record is from RefSeq and is a predicted model, not a curated record. Gene Ontology annotation, molecular function: G protein-coupled neurotensin receptor activity.